AUGACAACGAGGUGGGCAGAGCCAAGUGCGUUCCAGUCGGUGCUUGCUGGCGGUGUAGCAGGAGGCGCAGAAUCUCUGAUAACAUACCCGACAGAGUUUGUGAAGACGAAGCAGCAGUUAGCUGCCAAACAAGGGGCACACAUUUCGCCAUCGCGAUUGCUUAUUGAUGUUGUGAGACGUGAGGGAUUCCGACCAUUGUAUACAGGAGCAGGUGCUUUCUGUUUGUCCAACACCUCCAAGUCAGCAGUGCGAUUCGCAAGUUUUAAUUUCGUCAGAAAACAUCUACCAAAAGACUUUUCCACUGGCAAGAUUUCGGCUUUGGGCAAUAUGUUCGCAGGCUUGUGCGCCGGGAUUGCGGAGAGUGUUACCGUUCUAACACCGGGUGAGAAUCUGAAGACAAAGAUGAUUGACAAUCAAGCUGCUGGCGCUGCCUCAUCCUAUAACUCUAGUUGGAAGACGUUUAGAAGAAUCGUGGACACAGAAGGGGUCUUUGCGCUGUACCGUGGUGUCGUGCCAGUCAGUCUAAAGCAAUCUGCAAAUGCCGUUGUUCGAUUCACGACUUACCAGUUCCUUCUCGAACAUAUCAUGGACUAUUCCGAAAGACAAAAGACCACAUUGCCGUUACUGGCACCUGCGAUCGCCGGAGGAUUUGCAGGAAUCAUAACAGUGUACUGUACGAUGCCAUUCGAUGUUGUCAAGACCAAGAUGCAAGCAAUUCGAGGUAAGAGCAGCUAUCGAGGCUCGUUUGACUGCUUGCAAAAAAUCGUUGCUGCACAUGGAAUUGGGAUUUUGUGGAAAGGAACGACGCCGAGACUGGUGCGUUUGAGCAUUUCUGGUGUGCUUUCCUUCAGUAUAUAUGAGCAAGUCAUAGCAUUGACGAGCCGAUCGAAGGCUGACAAGGAUGAAAUGCUCGGAAUGCAAGGCGGAAAGAUUCUGUCCUCAUAG
This is a messenger RNA of Exophiala bonariae, 945 nucleotides long. RefSeq lists its product as uncharacterized. Gene Ontology annotation, biological process: mitochondrial citrate transmembrane transport. The record is from RefSeq and is a predicted model, not a curated record. The transcript has 3 exons. NCBI's taxonomy places the organism in Eukaryota, Fungi, Ascomycota, Eurotiomycetes, Chaetothyriales, Herpotrichiellaceae. Gene Ontology annotation, molecular function: citrate secondary active transmembrane transporter activity. The coding region runs from base 1 to 945 and encodes 314 amino acids. Gene Ontology annotation, cellular component: mitochondrion.